Tetrahymena thermophila SB210 is the source of this 1236-nucleotide messenger RNA. RefSeq names its product alpha-1,3-mannosyltransferase ALG2. Lineage: Eukaryota; Ciliophora; Oligohymenophorea; Hymenostomatida; Tetrahymenidae. Gene Ontology annotation, molecular function: GDP-Man:Man(1)GlcNAc(2)-PP-Dol alpha-1,3-mannosyltransferase activity; alpha-1,3-mannosyltransferase activity. The record is from RefSeq and is a predicted model, not a curated record. The transcript is spliced from 2 exons.
AUGUCAGAAAGUAAAUCUUAGUUGAGAAUAGGAUUUAUUCAUCCUGAUUUAGGUAUAGGAGGAGCUGAAUAAUUAAUAGUUAAUAUGGCUGUUGCUCUUAAAAAGUAAGGGCAUAAUGUAAUUAUCUACACUCCAUAUCAUGAUCCUAAGCACUGCUUUUAAGCAACAAUAGAUGGAACUAUACCCGUCGAAGUGAGAGGAGCCAUAGUACCUUAAACAAUAUUUGGUAAACUUUGGGCUCUCUGUGCUACUAUUAGAGUCAUUUUUUGUACUUUAUAUUUGAUUUGCUUUGGGUUUAAAUUUGAUGUAGUCAUUGUAGAUUAGGUAAGUCCUGCAGUUCCUCUACUUCGUCUUUUCAAUAGAAAAUGCCUUUUUUACUGUCAUUAUCCUGACAAGUUGCUCUGUGUUGAAAGAAGAUCUAUUUUGAAAAAGAUAUAUAGAUUUUUUUUAGACUACAUAGAAGAAUUCAGCUUAUUAUUUGCUAACAAAAUUUUAGUUAAUAGUAAUUUUACACGUGAAGUUUACUAGAGAUCAUUCAAAUAUCUUAGUAAAUAUAAUAAUCCUGAAAUAUUAUAUCCUGCAAUAGACUUUUCAAGCUUCGAUGAUACUAUAAAAUAAUCAGCACCAGUAGAUUCAAAGGCAAGCCCAUUUUUCUUGUCACUCAACCGUUAUGAACGUAAGAAAAAUAUUAACUUAGCUAUUUAAGCAUUUGCAUAAUUUGUCAAGGAGUCAGCUUCUAAUAAUCAAUUUAAGCUUAUAAUUGCUGGAGGAUAUGAUGAAAGAAUAGCUGAAAAUGUUGAACACCAUAAGGAGUUAUUGUCUCUUGCUAAAGAAUUAAAUGUGGAAGACAAAGUUGUAUUUAAAUUUAGUAUCUCAAACAAAGAAAGAACUUAAUUAUUAUAAACUGCUCAAGCAGUAUUAUAUACACCAGAAAACGAGCAUUUCGGAAUAGUUCCUGUUGAAUGCAUGUAUAUGAAGCGUCCUGUACUUGCUUGCAAUAGUGGUGGCCCAAAGGAGAGUGUUGUUGAUGGUGAAACAGGAUUUCUUUUAUAAAGUAAUCCAUCCGAUUGGUCAAAAAAAAUGGAUUGGAUUGCUAAGAAUCCCUCUAAAGCAGCUGAGAUGGGACAAAACGGCAGAAAGAGGGCUAUCGAAAAGUUUGGAUUGGAAGCAUUUGCUGAAUCUAUCGAUAAGAGUGUGAGAGAAAUUUGCUAACCAGGCUCUAAAAAGAACAAUUGA